Molecule: messenger RNA, 2048 nt
Organism: Larimichthys crocea (large yellow croaker)
Lineage: Eukaryota; Metazoa; Chordata; Actinopteri; Sciaenidae
Gene: vsig10
Product: V-set and immunoglobulin domain containing 10
Exons: 9
Coding region: 241-1833 (530 amino acids)
Biological process (GO): synapse assembly; cell-cell adhesion
Cellular component (GO): plasma membrane; cell-cell junction
Molecular function (GO): cell adhesion molecule binding
Source: RefSeq, a predicted model, not a curated record
AUCAGCAUGCUUGAGUAAAUAAAGCACAAGAAAGACAGAGACAGAGGGACACAUCAUGUCAGACCGGUCACCUCAGUUGACAUUGUGUGUCUGCUGUGGUUUAUAAUGGGCAGACUGGGGUCCUGUGUGUCACCGCGUGCUACAGACAGGCUCUCACAGGUGCACUAGUCAGACAGGUUCGGACUGGAAACCUUUUGUUCACUUCUUUUGAAGGGUGAUGUAGCCAAUUGGAAAGUUAUCAUGAAGAUAGUCGCAACUGUAGCGCUUCUACAACUGUGUUUAUCUGCGACAGCGGAGGUUUCGGGUAAUGGCUCCACCGAAACGGUGUUGACAGCCGCGUUGGGCGACGUUGUUCUACUUCCGUGUUACGACGUCGGUACUGCAACGCCGACUUUAACGACAUGGAUGAAAGAUGGACGAGAAGUCAUACGAGGUGGUGGCACUUCACCGAGUCCUUCACCUGCCGGUCAGCGGCUCGCAGUCCUACCCAAUGGGAGUCUGAACAUCAACGGGGCGACACCUGGAGAUGAGGGCAUCUACCUGUGCAACUCCACCAUAGGCAACAUCAGCUAUGUGGCACGUGUCGUGCUUCAAGUAGUCAGUGGUCCAGAAAAUGUAUCUAUAUCCAUCGGCCCAGCCACUGCCCUGUCCAAUGGCACACUCAUCGCCUUUCGGGGUACGACCGUCUCCUUUAACUGCUCCGGCCUGUCCCACCCCUCACAGGAACUCCGCUGGUCCUUCACAGGUGCCUCGUCUAACAACGAGUCGCUGGUUGCGACCUCUGAUUCCUGGCUGGGCUUCACAAUAAAAGACAUUCAGCCCAGUGCUCAGGGAGUUUACAGCUGCAGGGCCAACAACACCAUCUCUCACCAGGCUGUCAAUAUGAGCACACAGCUGCUAGUAUACUAUGUUCCAGACAGACAUCCAGAGUGUAUGUGGGUACCAGCACAGGACCCCUCCCACAUCCAGUUCAACUGCACCUGGUUUGGAGCGUAUCCCACCCCGACGCUGCGCUGGGCGGAAGAAAAGGGGGCAGGACACGUCUAUGCAUCUGAGGUGACGGCCAGUCUGUCUGUGACACUGAACCGCUCCGCGCUGCACGACAACCAGACACUGAAGUGCAUGGCCCAGCAUCUAGCACUCGCUGCAGGAAAGAAGAAGUCGUGUUCGUUUACCCUCAAGCCUCCGUAUCCUGAAGGUGAGCCGUUGGCCAUGGCUCAGGAGACGACCAGUGUAACUCUAACCUGCACUGAGACCGCGUCGAUCCCUCCUGCAGACACCACCUGGAGAAAAGGGCUCCAGCAGGAGGUCAUUGUACCUAGUUCGAAGUACGUCUUGUCUGAGGAAGGCCCCGCCUUCAAGCUGACCAUACACAACAUCAGCAAGGACGACGAAGGGAUCUACUUCUGCCGCAGCGAGAACCCCCUCUCUGUCCGUGAGCUGGAAGUCUACCUCACUGUGAGAACCUCUUCUGCAUACACUGGAGCCAUCAUCGGGAUCUUUAUAGCUGCACUGAUCGUGGGAUCAGCCGCUAUCAUAGCUAAAACAGUUUAUUCCAGCCGACACCGAAUUUGCUUGGGUGGUGGCUUUGGGAAUGUGGAGGAGGACAGAGGAGAUGUUCUGAGUUUGGUGGAGUCAGAAGACGAACAUAUCUUUCAAGAUGACGUACCCAGGCUGCCUCCGUUAACCAACGGAUGCCACACAACGCUUGUCCAGAUACAUCGAAUCCCAUCGAGUGAUCAUGAGGAUGCAGAAACUGCUGCUGACACAAGCCCUGAGCAGCAGGAAGAAAGUGUACAGACAGAAGAGCCAGCGGAUCUUGUAACAUUUUAGGUAUUGGGUGUUUUUAGUGUUUUAUUUUAAGAUAUAUAAUAUUUACUCCCAAUGAGAAUGUGAACCGAAUCGGUGGAAGAUUAUUCAUUUGUUAUUUUUUUUAAAACAGGGUUUUGUAAGCUUAUUUCUAUGAUUGAUUUGUUUGUACGUCAUUUUGAAUAUGUUGCUCUGAUAUUGAGAUUCAUGCAGUAAAUGAACAACACAACAAAACGUGU